Molecule: messenger RNA, 2271 nt
Organism: Paramecium octaurelia
Lineage: Eukaryota; Ciliophora; Oligohymenophorea; Peniculida; Parameciidae
Source: the annotation of a GenBank genome assembly
CAAAUCGUGAGGCUUUGCAUGCAAGAAUGUCUAAUUCUCCAACAUUCCAAAUAGAAUGCAAAGUAUCAAUUUAUCUUUACUUAAGACCAAAUAAAUUGGGCUUCAUCAAACUAACUUGUUUAAAUCCAAUGCUUCGCAACCCACUCUCACAAUUACUUAAUAAUAGUACUUAUGGCUAUAGAUAUAGAUAAACCUAGCGGAAAAUAUAACAAUAAGAUUUACUCAAAUCGAAAGGAUUCAUGUCUCCUAAGAUUACUAGUUAAGAGAGAGUUAAUAACAAAGCACAAGCCAAAUCUCGGGGUAAUCAUAUGAAAACUCAACCUAAUUCCAAUCAGAGUUCAUAAAUCAAAAUGAAAUCAGUCGAGAGCUUAUAAGAUGACUGUAAAGUCUGAAUUCUUAAUCCUAGCUCCAAAAUAAUUGUUUAAAAAUCAGCACUACUCACCAUCAACCAAAGCAGAAUCGCUAUUUAAAUAGUAAGCAUCUGAUACAAAACAGAAACAUUCAUCUGAUCUCUUGGCUAGAUUGAAUUUCUAAACAUCCUUGACUGUAUCUAGUGUUAAGCACAAAACUACUUAGUUUUCUGGAGCAUAGAUUUACUAACUACAAAACCACUAAAAAUCGAACAGUGCUUAAUACAUCGAAUCACAAAAAUUAUCUACGCAAUCUUCCUCUUAACCUCGAAUCGAAAUUCUUACUGAUAAAAUUAAAACCAUUACAACCAGGUACGUAUUUAAAUGGAUUUAGAAAAUUUUAAUAGGAUCUUAUUCAAAUCAUCUUACAAUUUAGAUCUUUCAAGUAGAAAAUGACUAUUGAUAUCUCGACUAAUAAAAUAUCACACUUAGUGGAAUUAAUCAAAGAUGAACUCAAUAAAAAAUUCGUUGAUAAUGAUUCUCUUUCGAUAAUUGGAAUUAAAACAUACAAUAUUUCUAUACCUAUUGAUUAUAUACUUUCUUCAAUUGAUAGACCCUUGUCUUUACUUUCCAAUUGUCCUAAUCAACCUUUAAUCAUAGAACCUAUCUUAUAAGCAGAAUAAGAAAACAGAUCAUCAAGAGUUUGUCUAAAGGAUUUCGAAUUCAUUAGAUGUAUUGGAAUGGGUGGAUUCUCUAAAGUUUACAUGGUAAGGGAAAAGAGAUCAGGCCAGUUUUAUGCCAUGAAAUUAAUCGAAAAAAACUCCAUUAUUUCAUAGAACAAACAAAUUAUCAUCCAAAAUGAAAGAGACAUUAUGAGCAAUCUCAAUCACCCUUUUAUUGUUAAGAUUUAGUAUGCCUUUGAAUCAAGAAGAUAUUUAGUGUUUGUCUUGGAAUAUUGCUCUGGAGGAGAAUUGUUCUUCUUGUUAAGAAAAGUAAUCAUUUUCUAUUAAUUUAUUAGGUGAAGAGGAUGAGCGAAGAGUAAGCAUUCUUUUAUUUUGCUGAAAUCUGUUUAGGCAUGAAACACUUACAUGAUAGAAGCAUAAUUUAUAGAGAUAUUAAACCUGAGAAUAUAUUAAUAGAUUUUGAUGGUCAUGUUAGAAUAGCAGACUUUGGACUCUCAAAACAAUUAGAUUAGGAAAUAGCCUAUUCAUUUUGUGGAUCUCCAGAGUAUAUGGCUCCUGAAAUGUUGCUGAAACAAGGACACAACUUGCAAUUAGAUUUGUAUUGUUUAGGAGCUUUGCUUUAUGAAUUGAUAACAGGAUUACCACCUUUCUAUUCCAGAAACACUGAUGAAAUUUAUCAAAGAAUUUUAAAUUAGAAAUUAAGCUAUCCAUAACAUGUGUAGAUGUCCCCUCUUUUAAAAGAGUUAUUGAAUGGAUUAUUAGCUAAGAACCCUAAGAACAGAAUCGAUAAGAUUGAAACACUAUUACGACAUCCUUGGAUGACCUAAUGGGGUGAUAAAUACUUGUACAAAGACCUAUUGUCGAAAAAGAUAGAUCCUCCUUUCAAACCAGAUUGUUUCUCCUUCAACUUUGAUGAGGAAGAGUUUGGUUAAGGGGAGGCUGAAUUUUUGCAGUCAAUCAAAACUCUUUAAUAAAACAUAAUGGAAAAUUUUCCUAAAGAAACCAUCUUAAAAAACUUCUAUUACAAUCCCAAAGAGAUCAACUUAACGGAAAGCACAAGAGGUACUAAUUUAAGUACCAAAAUAUUGGAGGAGUAAUCAGGAACUCAAAGAUAAAAAUCAAAAAGGUUCAAUACAUAUGACGAUGAUAUUUCAAAUUAUGUAAAUGAAUAAAAAAUUUUGCUAUUAAAUUAAUUAAGAUUAUAAACUGAGAAUGAAUUAAAGAGGAAAUCUGCAUGA